AUGGAUGGCACCAAGCAUCACCCAAACGAAAAGAAUCAAAAAAAAGAGUCUCAACAAACACUCAGUUCCUCAUCUCUUCUCAAACAAAUGGCACCUCAACACAAAUUGAAUCCUCUCACCUCUUCCUACUUUAUCCGAAAGGGAGGUUUCCAAUUAGCAACUUUCUGCGCUGCUGCUUUUGGUUCCUUGUUGAUUGGAACUACUUAUGCCUCACAACAAGGAAAGUCAUUCUCGGAUGCUCGUGUGAAAAAUGAUUCGACAGAAUUCCAUCAAAGACAUUGUGCGAGACCAGGUGACCAAAAGGAUUAUUUGUUUAUUGAUUAUUCACCCAAUGUUUAUCAUAUGGUGUCAAAGAAGGAAUAA
Molecule: messenger RNA, 363 nt
Organism: Naegleria fowleri
Lineage: Eukaryota; Heterolobosea; Eutetramitea; Acrasida; Naegleriidae
Exons: 1
Coding region: 1-363 (120 amino acids)
Source: RefSeq, a predicted model, not a curated record